ACGAACACGCUGUCGAACUGGCGGUUGCCCGUCUUCACCGGGAGACCGACUCUCACGUCCGGGUUCCCCGUGGCGUCCACCGACAUGAUUCUGACCAUGACCCCCUCCCAGGUCCAGUCCCUGAGCAUCCACGAGCCGUCCUUCGCGGUCAUGACCACGUCGUGGUGGGGAUACGCGGGCCUGGACGUGGGGUUCAUCUUCGAGCCGAUCCCGAUGCAGAAGUUGCUGCUGCCUAUGUUCGAGAUCAUCGACUUCGUCGUGCCGUGGGGCCCGAGGGCGCCCCCGUCGUCCACCACGUACUCUCAUUCAUGUACGUGGUCGACGGCGCGCCGUUGUUGGGAGUCUCGAUCAGGGCCUUGUUCAGAUCCGGGCCCAUGGACAUCAUGGUGGGGACGAGCAUGGGGUUGAGCGGGCCGCUCUCCUCGAGCAUGCAGUUGAACAGGAGCACGUUCAGGUCCCUGAUGUGGUACACCGUCGUGGACGCGCCCGCCCGGGGCUCCGAAGACGUGAUCAUCGUCGUACCCGUGACGAGGUCCCCGGUGGCGUUCAGGAUCCCAUCCUCGGCGGUGACGGUCAACCCCACCGGGAAGGCGGGCUCGGUGCCGGACAUUCUCGGACCAGGCCGUGUACCUGUCCCCGUGCGGGACGGUGGCCUUGACCAGAGGCGUGACUUCGUGGUUGCUCAUGGUCAGGGAGGUGUCCGAGAUGUCGUCGUUACCCAUCAGCAUCGUUCUGAGCGUGACCACGCUCCCGUACGGGGUCUCGAGCGUGUGGUUCACCCUGUCGUCGUCCGGGUAGGCGGGGAGGGUGGGGCUCUCGCUGCCGUCGGCCCACACGAACAGACACCUCGUCCAGAACACGGCGUCCGUCUCGGGUAUCCUGGACGUUAUGGGCUCCCGGCUGCAGGCGGUCAGCUGCCUCUCCUCGGGCGCUGAGUAUGGUAAACACGACCAGCACCUCCAUCAAGAGUCGGGACAUCCGGCCUCGUUCGGUGCGUGGACGGCGGACCUCCGCAGAUUCCUUUGGGCCGCCUUGGCGGAAGUGGCGCGGAGAAAAUGCAGCGCAGCGGCGGCAACGCCUUGUCUCCGUGGAGAGGGCACCGCUGCCUGGGCUCUCGCGUAAAGUCGAAAGCGGGCAACAAGGCCACACCCAACCCACGACCCUGCGCGACUUCAGACAACUGA
Messenger RNA from Trematosphaeria pertusa, 1184 nucleotides. RefSeq lists its product as uncharacterized. The record is from RefSeq and is a predicted model, not a curated record. Lineage: Eukaryota; Fungi; Ascomycota; Dothideomycetes; Pleosporales; Trematosphaeriaceae. Bases 309 to 935 code for a protein of 208 amino acids. The transcript has 3 exons.